CCGUGCCCAAACGCAAUAUACGUGUGCCACUGGCAAGGCAGGCUUCGUGCCGCUCUCACAGCCGUCUGCGCCGAUAGAGCGAAACGCUGGCGCGCGGGAUGCCGGAGGUCUAGCUGAGACCCGAGGCUGAUCAGCUGACGCUGGGCGGCGCUGUCCACGACAGAAUCAUGGAGUCGGAGGAUGACGGCGAGCGGCCGGGCCCAAUACACGACGCUGCCAUCGAAUGCGACGUUGAAGCGUUACGAAGCGAGCUCGCGCGGGGCGUGUCGGCGAAUCAACGCAUCCCAGGCAAUGACAACACGCCCCUCCAUUGGCUCUGCUAUAGCGACAAGGCCGACUGGGCGAUAGGCGGAGCAGAGUGCUUCCACGUGCUCCUGGCCGCAGGAGCCGAUAUCAACGCAGCUUGCGACAUCUUUGGUGACACGCCGCUAUCCGUGGCAGCUUGUAGAGUGCACCCCAGCUUACAACUGCUCCUCGAGGCAGGGGCUGACGUGAACUUGAGGCCCCCCGAUCAACUUGAGGGCGGCCCCUGGAAUUUAACGGCCCUGGAGAAGGUAAUUAUGUGCCGCGGGUACGGAGCUCGCCGUCGCCGCGCCUACCCAAUUCUUCUCCGUGCGGGCUCUGAACUCCCCACGGCUCAAUUCAUGCAAGGCGAGCGCGACCGCCUCGGCAAUGGGAAUGGACAGGGCGUCUUCAGUGAGCCUUACAUUGAGAAGGUGAUAACCGCCGGCAGCCUCGCGAACUACGAACGCCUUCACCUUACGAAGCUCACUAGCAUGUUCCAGCCGAAGUUCCCGUUUCUGCCGAAGGAAGUCAUCCAGCGCGUCGUCGAAUUCUGGUCUCACGCGGGUGAUUACUAGUCACGGUACCUAGGGGCGCGCGCGUAACGUGUUGUUCUUGU
This is a messenger RNA of Pelagomonas calceolata, 901 nucleotides long. Lineage: Eukaryota; Pelagophyceae; Pelagomonadales; Pelagomonadaceae. The record is from the annotation of a GenBank genome assembly.